Messenger RNA from Acaromyces ingoldii, 675 nucleotides. RefSeq lists its product as hypothetical. The record is from RefSeq and is a predicted model, not a curated record. The coding region runs from base 161 to 625 and encodes 154 amino acids. NCBI's taxonomy places the organism in Eukaryota, Fungi, Basidiomycota, Exobasidiomycetes, Exobasidiales, Cryptobasidiaceae. The transcript has a single exon.
UCAUUUCCCUCGCUCAAGAGAUUGAGGAGAAGUAUGAUCUAGAGGCGCGGGAAGCGGAGCGAUAGUAGUAGCAGUAGCGUGUCCGUGUCGUUUCUUGGCAUCUUUCUCACUGCGCAUCUCGUUCUGCCACCUCUUCUUUCCCCCCAUCAUCUCGUGCAUCAUGGCCAUUCCCACUUUCUACCGCGUCGUCUUCUUUCUCUUCGAUGUCGCCAUGCCCCUCUUUGGCGUGGUGGCUAACACGACGAUGCCUGAAUUCAUCGUGUCGGCCUAUACGCCCAAGAUUGCCAAGCCGAUUGCGACAGAGACCAUCGUUCUUCUGGACGGCAUGGCAGGUUUCUUUGCCUGCCUAAUCUUUCUCAAUCUCUACUUUCUCUCGACAAAGGCCAAUGACGUCACUGUCUGGCGCGGCCUGCAGGGCGGCACGCUCCUUACCGACGUCUUCAUGCUCUUUGCCUUUGGGCGGGCGCUCAGCACCGAAGGAAGAACGACCUUGGAGAGCUGGCGGGGCGAGGACUAUGGCAAUGUUGUGGGAUAUACAGUCAUCCUGCUCGUAAGGCUUGCCUUUGUCCUUGGGCUCGGUCUCAAGGAAGAACAGCGACCUCAAUCGGAGAAAAAGAAGGCCUAAGACUGUUUUUGACUUUCUGCCUUCUCGUAAACAUCCAAGUUCAGCAUUAU